Molecule: messenger RNA, 1389 nt
Organism: Linderina pennispora
Lineage: Eukaryota; Fungi; Kickxellomycota; Kickxellomycetes; Kickxellales; Kickxellaceae
Product: tryptophan synthase beta subunit-like PLP-dependent enzyme
Exons: 4
Coding region: 82-1389 (435 amino acids)
Biological process (GO): L-threonine catabolic process; L-serine catabolic process
Molecular function (GO): pyridoxal phosphate binding; threonine deaminase activity; L-serine ammonia-lyase activity
Source: RefSeq, a predicted model, not a curated record
UCGCACUUUGCGCUUGUCCUGACUUUUUAUUUAUUUGCUCUUUUCACUUGAACGACUACCCUGUACAUUUGGCCACUCUAUAUGGCGCCCGGACGCAAACCACACAGCAGCAAUGCACGCACAGCAACACCAGAAAAGAACAGCAGUCCCACGAGUCUACACAUUCCAACACCGCUGCUGUACUCGACCACCAUGAGCAAGCAGGUCGGGUGCAACGUAUGGCUCAAGCUGGAGAACCUGCAGCCAACGCAGUCGUUCAAGAUAAGAGGGAUUGGCAAUUACUGCGCAAAAGCGGUUUUGGAGCGCAACAUCCAGCAUUUGGUGACGGUUGGCGACACAAACGCAGCCCUGGCAGUGGCCUUCAGCAGCCGACAGCUCGACGUGCCAUGCACGAUAUUUGUGCCCGUCGGCAUGGCGGCGUCCUCCAUGCGCACCAAGAUUGAGAUCGAAGGAGCGCAGAUUGUCGAGCGCGGGGCGACGGUGCGGGAGGCAUACGAGGCCGGCUUGGCGUUUGUAUCGGAGACUUCGAAUGCGCAUAUGGUGGAGUCCUCCGACGACGACGACGUGGUUGCUGGGUAUGCGACGAUGGCUGCGGAGAUCAGCGUGCAGCUGCACCACAAGGACCCAGCAGCGGUGGUGUGCGCGGUGGGCAGCGGCGGGCUGCUUGCGGGCCUAAUUACAGGUAUGCAGCGGUGCCGAUGGAGGAGCGUGCCGAUUAUUGCCGUAGAGACACACAAUACGAAUUCGUUCCAGCAGGCGCUAUUGUCGGGAGCGAGCGAUACGCCAACAACAGGAAGGAGGCCGAGGCGGACAGGCGGGAAAUCGGCGCUGCAGCUGGGGCCAAAAAUACCGUCGCUGUUUCCGCCUAUGGAUGGAGACGCGCUGCUAGAGAACGAAGCGAGGAGGGGCUCGCUGCCCAGGCUGACGAGGAGUAGCAGCAACACUGAUCGGGCGUCAGAGCCAACAGUAGCCACGUGUCUGCAGGCGAGCGCGAUCAGCUCGGUGGCGCUGGAGCUGGCGGGCACACACCCGGUGGUGCCGAUCUCGGCGUGUCUGCGGCUGGUAGACGAGCACCAGAUGCUCGUGGAGGUGGGCAGUGCGGCAGCACUGAGUGUGGUCGGCAAGUCUCUGGUGCACCAGAUUGUGCCUGAUCUUGAUGCCCACAGCCAUAUCGUGGUAGUGGUGUCGGGCGGUGCCAACAUUUCGUUUGAAAAGCUGGAGGCGUGCCGCCAGCGGUUCCCAUUCCCGGCACCAAUUAUUGCAAAGUCGGGCCAGGAGAUAUUUAUGCGCAUGUCAGACUCCAAUAGCACGCCAACAAGUAUUCCAGCGGUGCGGCAGACGAGUGCAAUUAGCACAAGCACGACGGCGGCUGCGGCGACGCUGGCAUAG